Messenger RNA from Phialemonium atrogriseum, 2021 nucleotides. RefSeq names its product major facilitator superfamily domain, general substrate transporter. Gene Ontology annotation, molecular function: transmembrane transporter activity. The transcript is spliced from 10 exons. The coding region runs from base 73 to 1767 and encodes 564 amino acids. Gene Ontology annotation, biological process: transmembrane transport. Lineage: Eukaryota; Fungi; Ascomycota; Sordariomycetes; Cephalothecales; Cephalothecaceae. The record is from RefSeq and is a predicted model, not a curated record. Gene Ontology annotation, cellular component: plasma membrane.
CCUCCUGCAUUUCUAUGUUGCCCGUCCUCUGAACCGGAUCGUAGGCCGAAAUCUCUUCCAUCUACACGCACAAUGGCCCCGUCAAUGACUCGAGAAGCGUAUCAUUCGCUGCCAGACGAAAAUGGAGACUCGACAGUUUCCUUCCAAAUGCAAGCACGAACAAUAGAAAAGGAGGCAGACGAGGCAGCCGCAGAAACAGAGCGAUCAGUGACGAAUAAGGAGGAGUACAUGACCGGAUUCAAGCUCGGACUGAUUCUCGUCUCCGUCACCAUCGUUUGUUUCCUGAUGAUGCUCGACAUGUCUAUCCUUGCCACUGCCAUUCCAUACAUCACAGACGACUUCCAUUCGCUCCUCGACGUGGGCUGGUACGGCAGCGCGUAUCAGCUGGCAUGUGCGGCCCUGCAGCCCUUGACCGGGAAGGUUUACACACAUCUAAGCUCCAAGUGGUCGUUCCUUGCCUUCUUCCUACUGUUCGAAGUCGGGUCUGCCAUUUGCGGCGCGGCAGUUUCGUCAUCCAUGUUGAUUAUCGGGAGAGCAGUAGCUGGUUUGGGCGGGUCGGGUUUGAUGAAUGGAGGGCUUACAAUCCUGAGCUCGUCCGUCCCUCCGCACCGACAACCAGCGCUCCUUGGGAUUAUGAUGGCUCUUGGAUAUCUUGGCAUAGCACUAGGACCACUCAUUGGCGGAGCUUUGACACAAUACGUGUCUUGGCGCUGGUGCUUCUACAUUAAUCUUCCCGUGGGUGGAGUAGUAGCCAUCCUACUCCUCAUGCUCAACGUGCCCGACCAAGUGGUCAAGCCCGGUUGGCGCAAGGUGCUGGGGUCCUCCCUAUCGCAUUUCGACCUGAUCGGAUUCAGCAUCUUCGCUCCGGCCGCCGCGAUGUUCUUCCUCGCCCUGCAGUACGGCGGCAACCAGUACCCCUGGAAGAGUGCCACCGUGAUUGGGCUGUUCUGCGGCGCCGCCGUGACGUUCGUCCUCUUCUUCGAGUGGGAGCGCCGGCAGGGUGACGAUGCCAUGAUCCCCUUCUCGAUGGUGAGGAACAGGAUCGUGUGGUCGAGCUCGCUUACCAUGUUCUUCUUUUCGGGGUCCGUCUUCAUCACCGGAUACUAUCUCCCCAUCUACUUCCAGGCCGUGCUGGGUGCGACUCCGAUAAUGAGUGGUGUGGACAUUCUUCCCAACAUCCUCACGCAGAUGGUCAUGACGAUGGUUGCGGGGAGACUGCUUGAGCGUUUUGGAUACUACCUCCCAUUUAUUCUCAUCUGUGGCGUGCUAAACGCCGUCGCCAGCGGCCUGCUCACGCUCCUGUCGCCGACCACGUCAACUGGACGUUGGGUUGGGUACCAAAUAAUCCUCGGCGUCGGGCGUGGCAUGGGAUUAACCAUGCCAAUCCUCGCAAUCCAAAACAUCCUCCCCAAGCCUCAAAUCCCCGUCGCCAUGUCGGUCCUGGUGUUCACCCAGAACCUCGGCGGGGCCAUCUUUGUCGCCUUUGCCCAGGCGAUAUUCACCAACAGCCUGCGGCAAACCAUCCCGAAGGCCGUCCCAUCAGUCAGUCCCGAUGCUAUCAUUGCAGCCGGGCCCAACAACAUGAGAAAUCUGGUGCCGGCUGACAGGCUCGAGAACCUGCUGGGAGCCUACAGCACCAGCAUUGACCAUGUGUUCUUCCUUGGGCUAGGUAUUGCGGUGGCCGCGUUACUUAUUUCAUCUAUGAUGGGAUGGAAGGAUAUCCGGAAGAAGGAUGGCAUGAACGAGUCGACCGAUCGACAGAGCUGAUGAGCUCCGAGGUUGGUCUAAUUAGCGACCGGGUUUGGAUAUGCUCAUGACUUUGGUGUUGGCAGCCUUGGAAUAAGAUUUAGAUGUUAUUAGCUACUAGAUUGUGUUCAGUCAACCUCGGGGGUUAAGAGUGGGAAGAGGGAGGGUCCAAUUUGAUAUGAUAUCCUCUCCACAUUCAUGAAUCAUUUCACCCCUGAAGUUGAGCAGCGAGAUGAUAUUAAAUCCACGUAAAUUAGAGGCUACUUUUGCGUCCA